Messenger RNA from Amphiprion ocellaris (clown anemonefish), 4098 nucleotides. Its product is annotated as nucleic acid dioxygenase ALKBH1-like. Lineage: Eukaryota; Metazoa; Chordata; Actinopteri; Pomacentridae. Gene Ontology annotation, cellular component: nucleus; cytoplasm. Gene Ontology annotation, molecular function: ferrous iron binding; oxidative RNA demethylase activity; broad specificity oxidative DNA demethylase activity. Gene Ontology annotation, biological process: oxidative RNA demethylation. The record is from RefSeq and is a predicted model, not a curated record. The transcript is spliced from 6 exons.
CCCCCCCCCCCCCCCCACCCCCCCCGCGACCCUAGUGAGGAUUAAGCGGUGUAUAGAUAAUGGAUGGAUGGAUGGAUGUUGCUGCAGUCCGACCGUUGCUCUUCUCGGCAAAUCUUCCUGCACAUCACCACAUUUAGCAAACAGCCAACACAAAGAAGUGACGAAAUAGGUUUAAGAUAGUAUUUAUCAGUGAUUCUACUCAUUACUGAGGGAAGAUGUGGAGAAAAGGAAGAACUGAGGACGACGAUUUUCGGCCCUCAGACCUGCAGGGACCAUCUGUAGCUGAUCCAUCCUGCUCCGGUUCACUUAACAAGGCGCUUCCUUGGUAUCAACCCUGAGAGGGGAACAAAGGGCAGCCAGGAGAAGGUGAUGUUCCAGAGGUCAGGAAGCUGCUCCAGAAAAAGGCAUCUACUGUAAAUCCCCAUGUAGUCACCUUUAUAAAAAGACAGAUGGACUCUGAGUGGGACUUCAUGUAAACCCACAACACCUCUCCACACAGAACCUCACUUUCACAAAGGAAAAGCCCCAUCUGCAACCAGAUGUUCAUGUUGUCAUUCUAAGGUAACAAGUCUCAGCAUUGUGUUUGGUUCAGUAUAAAAUACUUCCGUCCUGGUGUCUCAGUUUUGAAGUUCCAGGUUUGUUCCAUGACUUGGUGUUUAUUGAACAUGAUCAAGAGUCAUGAAAGACUGAUUCUGAAGGCAGCGUACCUGAAAUGUGAUGUGCAAUUUUUAAACAGAUUGUUGACAACCUGUUAAAUAAAAAAUAAAAUAACAGUGCGCUGCUGGCAACUUUAGCUGCCAGCUUUUUACUGUAAAUUUACAGGGAAAUUUCUUAGUGUACUUUUAUUGCAUUAUUUAUUGAGUGAGGCAUGACCUCCUAGAAGAACCGAAGGUUCUUCUUUUCUGACACUAAACCUUCCUCGUCUCCUUUGUCUUGCUCUUAUCUGUGUAAAAAAAAGAUAAAUUUUUGCUGCAUGAGUCUUGUAAUCAGAAUUUGCUCAGAGUGCAGUAACAUGCUGCCCGUGGGCCAAAAGCGGUCCUCCAGAGUGUCCAAUCCGGCCCUCAAAGUGUAAAAAUUCCAGAGAAGACAUUAACUACAGAUUGUAAAUUAGUAAAACUAUAAAUUUAAAAUAAUUUCUAGACCAUGACAAGUUGUUUUGAUCAUAAGUAAAAUACUAGAUUGUUCAUUGUUCUUCUGUCAUUUGGUGUCUAAUUUUGUAAUAUUUUGUCUUGUUUUUGUUAUUUUUUGUCUUUUUCUGUCAGAUUUUUGUUGUUUGUCUCAUGUUUUUGUCGUUUGGUUUCUCAUUUUUGUCGUUCUGUGUUCCCUCUUUGUCUCGCUUGUGUUUUAUGUCUUUUUUUAGCGUUUUGCUCCUUUUUUGUCAUUUUUUGUCUUGUUUAUGUCCAUUUUUUUUGUCACUUUGUAACUUUUUUCUAAGUUUUUGUUUUGUUCCAUGUUGUUUGUCCUAUUUUUUGUCGUUUUGUGUCUGAUUUUUGUAAUAUUUUAUCUUGUUUUUGUAGUUUUUUUGUAUUUGUUUUGUCUGACUUGUCGUUUUGAUCAUAAAUUAAAAUUCCAGAUAGAAAUAUUCAGUGACUGAAGUCAUCUUGUCAGCCAAUAUUUUAGUUAAUCCACAGGCAUUUAUGGUUGCACAUAGAAAUGUAAUGUUUCAUCCAUCAGAAAUCAUCCAAUGACUGAGCAGCCUUGGUGGAGUACUGCUCUGUGAGUGCUUUUCUUGUUUUUUAUUGUGUUAGUCCUGGCCAGGAUUACAUCAAACAUGUUGGACAGCAUCAAACCUGAACAAAUGUUUCCCUGAUCCCUGAACAGUUCCUAGAUUACAGCUGCAGCUCUGCUCCCACUGGUUUUUAGUUGUUCACAGAUCUUCAUGUGUUCUUUCCCAUCUUUCUGAAUUCUCCCAACCACAUUUUUUAAUUCAUUUGUCGAUUCCUCUCCAAACGGAGCUGUGAUGCAGAUAGACACCAAAACUGAGAAAGUUGUGGUGUUUAGAGUCGAUCACAGGUGUCCUCACUUAUGUUGUACACUGUAAAAUCUGCAUUUUUUCAUUAAUGACUUGUUUAUUACCAGCAAGGGACUGACUGCUCGGACAAGCGGUGCGUGUUCCAGCCACUCGGUAGAACUAAUGAUUGAUUUUUGUGUGUCCAUGUGGAAGAUCGUUCCUGCUGAUUUAGACUCUGCAGCCGUGAGCGACGUCGAGGCUGCCAGGGCUGGAUUAUGACCUGUCAGAGACUGGAGAGCCUUCAGCCUGCAGGGCUACCCAGGGUUCAUCUUCAUCUCUAACCUGUUCCUGUCGGGGUCCCAAUCCUACUGGGUGAGACAAUGUCUGAAGACCUACCCUCAGAAAACAAACAUCUGUAAUCUAGACAUGCACAUGUCUCCUUCAGACACCAAGGACUUCUGGGGAAAGAGUGUACAUGCUCUCAGUUCUCCCACUGGAAAGAAAGAACCAAAGACUCUCCUGGAGAGGCUGCGUUGGGUCACUCUGGGAUAUCACUACAACUGGGAUAUGAAGACUUACUCUGCCAACAGCUACACUCCUUUCCCAGCUGACCUCCACUUGCUGUCCCUCCAAGUAACGGCUGCCUGUGGCUUCCCAGGGUUCAACUCAGAGGCUGGAAUUCUAAACUACUACCGACCGGAUUCUUCUCUGGGGAUCCAUGUGCAUGAAUCUGAGCUGGAUCACACUCGACCUCUGCUGUCCUUCAGUUUUGGACAGUCGGCCAUCUUCCUCCUGGGAGGCACCUGCAGACAGGAUCCCCCUACUGCCAUGUACAUGCACAGUGGGGACAUGAUGCUGAUGUCGGGACAAAGCCGCCUUCUUUACCACGCCGUCCCACGCAUCCUCCCAGCCCCUCAGGGUCACACUACUUUAGAGAUGGAAGGCUGCAGCCUGACCUCGUCCCUACAGGGGGAUGCUGUGGUGGAGCUGGUGUCUGAGGAGGACUGGGCGCUAUGCUCCAGGUACAUCCACAACUCCAGGGUGAAUGUGACUGUCAGACAGGUGCUGGGGCCUGGGCAGAACUUUCCAGAAACACCCUCUCCUCUCCAAAGGACUGAUACGGGCCAGACAGACGGACCUCAUGACGGAGCAGCAGACCGAGAUAAUGAAAAGAGGAAAAGAAGCAGCAAUGGCUCUGUUGAUCCUGUAGAGACAUGAAACAAGCUGGUGUGGCUCUUACCUGGAGAUGUGAUGCUGCAGGGGACAUUUAGCAGAGUCUUUCAUAGCAGAGAUGUUCUAGUGUGUAAGUUCUGCUAAGACCAUAAACCCUAAAUGUGUCAAAUAUCUUUGAGGAAAGCAGUGAAACCAAAUCCUUAGCACUCAGGAUGGCAGUGUUGAAGCUGAUGUAGAAUAUUUUGUGGACAUCCCAAAAUUACCAAAGCCAAUAUGUUCCUUAAAUGACUGACUCAAAUUUGAGGGGAAAAAAGAAAAGAUGGAAGAAAUGUUUUGUUUAAGAAUUCAGCCUUAAAUGUGAUUUUGGCUUCAAUAGCUGUAGAAAGAUGAGGGUGUUUGACUGAAGUACAGAUCAGUGUAUUUACGUCUAGAAGCUGCAGUGACUCUUAACUGUUGUUGUGAACUCUUGAACUUUGAAGCGGAAAUGAAAACGUCUUUCAGCCUAAAAUGGACACAAUGACUCUGUUUAUUCAGGUUUUGGACAGUGGUUCUAAACAUACAGACACUGAAAUGCUGACUGAUGAGUGUGACUUCAAAAUAAAAAGAGAAUGUUUUUAUUGCAAGAAAUAAAGAUGAAAUGAAGGUUAAAUAAUAUGUAGAAUACCAGAAAUGAUUUAGUGCCUCACUUCAUCUCUCACCUGAUAUUUUGUUGAACUUUUAUUUGUUUCAUGUAUUUUUUGUCUCGUAGGCCACAAGUCACAUUAACAAAAUACAAACUUGAAAGUGCUCAAGAAGCCAGAGCUUCACUACAAAACAAGAUUAAUCUGUCAGCACCAUGGUAACUGAUGCAGAACUAACCUGGUCCGGUGGAGGUUUUGUUCACCGUAACGGAUUUAAAGCUGCUAUAAAAAGAAGAAAAUUGUUUUCUGCUAAUUAUUUAUGAGCGAUACUAAAUAAAAUGUUUUAUCUGUAAA